ACAUAUGUACAUGACGUGACUCACACGAUGUGCGGUGUCGCGUCUGCGCAAUACCGGAAGCAAAUAAUUCCUCUGAAGAGACGGCUACAUCUGUACAAAAUAUCUGGCUGACGAGAAUACGACCAAAGAAACAGGUUGCUGUUGGCACUCCUUGAAUGGAAGUGGAGAGGACCCGAGAGAUGGGUCCAGAGAGAGUACUGCCAAACUCCGAGGAGGAUCUGGUGCAGGACCGGCCUCUAGACACGGCUGUGCCGGAGGAAUGGAGCGGAGAAGACAUGGAGGAGGAAGAAGGAGGUGCUGGAGACGAGGAUGAUGCAAAUGGCGGCUAUUAUUAUCAACCUCUUAACCAAGACCUAGACGGGAUGAUCAACACACACGCAGAGCCAGCAGAGGAAAGCUCAAACGCGGAGGAGAUUCAAGACGUCCAUGAGAGAAUAGAGGCCAUGGGUCUGUUCCUACCCCAGCCUCCACCUCCUGACAGUGAUGAAGAGGAGGAUCCCGAAGGAGCGGCUUCUGCCCGGAGUCCGGCUUCCAUUCCUAUGGAUGAAGAUCACGUCGAGCUGGUGAAACGGACAAUGGCUGCCAUCAAUUUGCCUACAUUGGGUAUCCCUACCUGGGCCCAGGACAUCACUGAUGACCAGUGGAAGGAUAUGGUCCAGCAGACACUUCAGUCCAGACAAAGCUCUGCAGGCCUGAGACUGGAACGCAAGUGAUGAAACCGUUUCAAGAUCAUCACCCACUACAAGACUUGCUGCAUAAACGUUUAAAAGAGUGUCUGACAUGCGGUCACUCUGAAGACACUGGAAUCUUAUGGGGCAUACGGGUUGAUUCAAUCACAUAAACAAUUACACAGGAUUAUGGACUGACAUUUACAUUUAAAAAAAUACCAUAAAAACAACCGUGUCUGUAAUUUAGUUAUGCAGUGUUAAUCUUUUUUAAUUAUAUUGUAGUAAAGGGGAACUAUCGGUUCCUUUUCUACAGCCAUAUAGACAAAUAAUAGUGCAUUAGUGAAGUGUUAGUCACAACACCUGUACAGUGAAUGAGUAGUCAUGCGUUUCACACUUCCUUUAGCAAACAAAUGAACAACUCAUCUUUUGUGUUCCUUUAUUUUUGUUCUGUACAUACAUGAACAUCUGUACAAAAUAUGACUUUCAUACUAUGUAAUGCUUAACCUAAUUAAAGUACAACAUAUGUACAUAUGA
Triplophysa dalaica is the source of this 1202-nucleotide messenger RNA. RefSeq names its product male-enhanced antigen 1 (gene mea1). NCBI's taxonomy places the organism in Eukaryota, Metazoa, Chordata, Actinopteri, Cypriniformes, Nemacheilidae. The coding region runs from base 156 to 713 and encodes 185 amino acids. Gene Ontology annotation, biological process: spermatogenesis. The record is from RefSeq and is a predicted model, not a curated record. The transcript is spliced from 4 exons.